Trichophyton rubrum CBS 118892 is the source of this 903-nucleotide messenger RNA. RefSeq lists its product as uncharacterized. The record is from RefSeq and is a predicted model, not a curated record. The coding region runs from base 1 to 903 and encodes 300 amino acids. The transcript has a single exon. NCBI's taxonomy places the organism in Eukaryota, Fungi, Ascomycota, Eurotiomycetes, Onygenales, Arthrodermataceae.
AUGAGAACACAUCCUCUUGGUAUCAUAUGCCUUGCCUUUAGCUUGGAAAAAACCUUCCAGAUUGCUACCGAUUUUUCUCUAAUUACUCAUGCGGAUCCGCGAUGCAUUCUGGCAUGUUGCAUUUCCACCGGGCUGAUUCGUGGGAUAUUAAGAGGAGAAAUAUUGGACGAAAAGGGCUUGGAUACUCUUCUAGAGGACGCCUAUACGUGGGUCGACUCAUGGGUCCGGGACGUUCGGCUGCCCAAGGAUGACGCACAAAAGGAGACUGACAGUGACAUAUACGAGCCUGACGCUCGGGAGUUCCUUGACAGAGAAGAGUUUGACCAGCAUGCCUACGCAAAGACCUUUUCUGAUCUACUCCUUGACGCUUCAUACAAAAUCGGGUACGUGUAUAAGUGCCUGGGAACAGCAAUAUUGAGUCUUCGAAUGGGCAUGCAAAAAUCACCCCAUGGCAGUACUCCAGGAACUGGAUCACCUCCCCCUCUCACCAAUUCAGCUAUUUUCGAGAACAUUAUCACAGAGCUUACAUAUGAGGCAGGGGACGCAGAUACCAAUGCAUGUGCUGCUGGUGCACUUCUUGGGUCCUGGCUUGGGUAUAACUCUCUUCCCUCUCACUGGAGAGAUGGUAUGGAUAACAAUGACUGGCUGAUGCAAAAGUGUAACUCCCUCAUCCAGGUUAUAGGGGUUGGAGAUGACGGUGCUACACCAUAUGAUGGGAAAUUAGAUGCUGAUACCUCGCCUGAUGGGGGUAAAGGGCUAAUGAAUAAAGAAGAGCUGGAGAAAAGGGAUAGCGACAUGAUAGUUAAAUACAUGACUCGCCAUGCAGAAGGAGUUGCGGAGGAGAAAGCUCGACUAAAGGCGGAGGAAAAGCAGAAGAAAGGAUGGAAAAGUUUCUUGGGGUAA